AUGGCUCGCACUACUCGCGCCGCCGCCGCAAAGGCUGCAUCAGCUACAGGCUCCGUGAAGCAGGAGCCUCAGCAGCUGUCGAGCCCUCCAUCGACACCCGCCACAGCUCCCCGUAAGCGAGCCCGCAAACAAAUCAAGGCUGAGAACGAUGGCGAUGUGAACGAACUGCCACACAACCUUGGUACAGCUUUGCCAACUCCUGGUGCUGACGAUGGAGCCGAUGCGAAGCAUUCGCCGCCCCGUAAGCGGGCACGAAAGGCGAUGAAAAGUGAAGCGACCGAGGACCUCAAGGAAAACUUACUAGUUGCGACCGACGCUGUUGUCAAAGCCGAGGAGGCAGCCGAGCCGACGCCGAAGAAGACGCCAAAGAAGGCGAAUUAUGGACUCACGCCGGGCAUGUCACCAUAUCCUGACUACCUUCGCCCUACGCCCGAAGAAUGCCGCGAAGUAGUAAGACUUCUGGAGAAGGUUCAUGGCAAGGUAAUAGCACCCAAGGCCGUCCCGCCACCGUCACUUGAUGUCUCAGGAUGUGGUGAGGUACCGUCGGUAGUAGAUGCACUUGUGCGAACAAGGCUCAGUGCCAAUACUACAAACAAGAACAGUAGCACCGCCUUCCAAGGGCUGGUCAAAAGAUUCGGGACUCUGACUGAAGGCGUCGGCAAGGGCAGUGUUGAUUGGGAUGCUGUCCGCCAGGCACCUCAGAAGGAAGUGUUCAAGGCGAUCGAGAGAGGUGGUCUCGCUGACCGAAAGUCGAGGGACAUUCAAGCAAUUCUUCAAAUAGCAUAUGAAGAGAAUCAGGAACGCAAGAAUGCUCUCACUUCCAACGACCAAUCGGCAGCAGCAGGGGCUGAAAACGAGCCAGCUGCUGAGAAGGAAGCAGAAAUCGAGAAGGCGGAAAAGAACAUCAUCUCUUUGGAUCACCUCCACUUGCUCAGCACACCCGAUGCGAUCAACAAGAUGCUUAGCUUCCCAGGUAUAGGGCCCAAAACUGCGUCCUGUGUCGCACUUUUCUGCCUGCAGCGUCCAAGCUUCGCGGUCGACACCCACGUCUUCCGUCUUUGCCAAUACCUCGGCUGGGUACCCAAGAGCACGAAGAAAGGCCAACCCAAGGUCGAUCGCAACACGACUUACUCGCACUGCGAUGCCAGGAUCCCGGACGAGUUCAAAUACGCUCUCCAUCAACUGCUGAUCAAGCACGGUAAGGUUUGUCCGAGAUGUCGCGCUAUCACUGGACAGAGCAGUGCAGGCUGGGAAGAAGGCUGCCCUAUCGAACACCUCGUCAAGCGACACGGGGCGAAGAAGGGUGGUGUUAGUGCGGUGGCGAGGAAGAAGGCGAAGGUCGCUGCUGGAACGGCUGAGGAGGAGGCUGGCGAGGCUGCUGAAGCUGAGGCUCUGGCGGAAGAUGACGAGAGUGAACUGAGUGAUGAGUAA
Recurvomyces mirabilis is the source of this 1431-nucleotide messenger RNA. RefSeq lists its product as uncharacterized. Gene Ontology annotation, molecular function: catalytic activity. Lineage: Eukaryota; Fungi; Ascomycota; Dothideomycetes; Mycosphaerellales; Teratosphaeriaceae. The transcript has a single exon. The coding region runs from base 1 to 1431 and encodes 476 amino acids. Gene Ontology annotation, biological process: base-excision repair. The record is from RefSeq and is a predicted model, not a curated record.